GCCACUCAUUCUCCGCAACUUAACCUAUCACCGGCGUUUGCUCUCGUAAUGUAAGGUUAUGGUUGCGCAGUGAGAGAAAAAUAACAGAGGCAAGAUGUUGAAGAUUCUCAGAUUAAGUCACAGGCUCUGCCAGGUGUGUCAUGGGUCAAGGAGCGCGGUGCAGCGACGGCUGUUCCUGUCGGAGGCGUAUCGCUGCGAGGACGCGUGGAAUCGCCGACUGGAAACGCCACUGUUGCAAAACCUCGAUCAGAUGAAAAUAUUCAUCGAGCUGGAGCAACGGUACAACGACGUCGGCAAGGCGAGCGCCGUCGACAUCGACAUCUUCGUCAACAGCAUCACCGACAACACAUACCUCAACGAGGUACUGAAGCUCCUGUACAACCUUCGGCACUCCCCGGAGACGACGAACACGCUCAAGUCUACUCAUCACGCCGUAAUACGCUACCUGCUGCAGCACGAUUGCAUCGAAGAGCUGCACGAGGUACUCGACGACCGGCUCAACUACGGCAUCUUCCCGGAUAAUUUUGACAGCAACCUGCUGAUGGAUUAUUUCAUCAAGAAGCAGGAUUAUGCCUCUGCUGCAAAGAUUGCAACCUUGACCAUGUUGCAAGAGGAUGCGACGCAUCCCAUCACGAACGCCUUGUGCGUGUAUGCGUGUCACAAGUACCUGGAGAACCCCGACGACUGGAAGAAGCCCGAAGAACCAGUAGACACAUCCAAGGAAGAGAAAAAGAUACGUGUGAAGUAUCUAAGGAAUCCAUUUUUCGACGAUCACUUUGACCUGACUGAUCCGCGGGAUCGUGUUGGCAAGACUCUGAGUUUCCAGGGAAAACACCGGAAGGAUGCUCUGGGCAGAACUUGUCAGUUGAGAGGUUUGAUAUUGUACAAAAAGUAUGAAGACGUGACGAAAUUAGUUGCGGACUGGUUGGAGAAGAUGCAAGACAACAUUGUUUACGAAGAAGUAUUUGAAUUGAUAUCGAAAGACAAUAGCGGGCUUCAAGAUCAGGAUUCUGAGAAGUAUCAACCUGUUGCGGCUCAGUUAGCUGCGCUGAAAGAAAGGCCAAACCUGAAAGACAGUUUGAUUCAAGCAAUGGAGGACGUUAUCACAUCCACUGUGAACGAACAUGUCGAAAAAGAUAUCUCCGAACAACAUCAGAAAUAUUUGGAUUGGGUGAGUGUAAGAACUUCAGUACUGGAAGAGCAAAAGCAAGAGGUAAACAGAGAAAAGAGGAUAACCGUCAUCAAGAAGAUGAAGAAUGAAUUGCAGAGAAGAGAACAGCUUUUGACGUUCUUCGAUAAGGAAGAGCAAAUUGAAUUGCGAAUCGAGAAGAUGCAGGAGAGGGAACGCAAGGAGCAGGAACGCGUCCGCGCGAUUCCGAAGAGCGCACCGAAAUUGAGGGCGAUAGCUGCCGCAAGGACUAAGAUAUCAUCGGAUGUUAAGAGCAAAUAGGAAUCACAGGUGAUGCUACGCGAGUACAAAGUACGGGGCAUCGGAACGAAAUAGAAAUCAUCGUCUCAUUGUACUCGGAUAUUUGUUCGCGACAUCAAGUGUGUGUGCGUGACACACACGUAUCUUUUUAUCUUGUUAAAAUAAUUUCUAAGGAGAAUACACCUAAAAAAAGUGUAAAAAAGAAUUACCAAUCCAUCUCACCGUUACUGGUACACAUCCUGUAUUUUGUACAUGUUGGUUGUUCGCGGAGAAUGACGCUUUCAACAUUUAUUUUACGUAGCUCGGUGAAUCGUCGCGAGACGCGAGAGAUACGAAAGUCGAACUUGGACGUAUGUACUAGAAAAUUAUUAGGCUCUGUGUGUGUGUGUAAUAAAUGAUGUCCGUUUGAGCAUUGACGUUGACAACGUAUCUUUAUUAUAUGCUUGGCCCGACUCCAGGGCCAAGGCACGUCUCCAUAGCAACCAGCUCGGUGGACUCGCGAAGACGGAAGUCCCGAAGUUACAUCUCGCCAACGGCGCAGCUAAAUAACAUUUGGUCUUCGAUUCGCGUUCGUCUUGUGUUCUGCAAAAACAGCGUUUCGUUCGCGUGAUACUUUUUACGGAGAAUGAACAGAAAUUGUUCAAAUGCGGUUAUAAGAAAUAAAGGACGUUGUUGACUUACA
Messenger RNA from Ooceraea biroi (clonal raider ant), 2111 nucleotides. Its product is annotated as 28S ribosomal protein S27, mitochondrial. NCBI's taxonomy places the organism in Eukaryota, Metazoa, Arthropoda, Insecta, Hymenoptera, Formicidae. Gene Ontology annotation, cellular component: mitochondrion. The record is from RefSeq and is a predicted model, not a curated record.